AAGGACCGUGAGGCGGGGCAGUGUCAACUGGACUCAGAAGUUCUGCCUAAAGUGGCCCGCAUGACCGUCUCAGGGAAGAAACAGACCAUGGGCUUUGACGUGCCAAGUACAGAGGAGAACGGGGUUGUCCCCAGCCCCUCCGUCCAUCGUGGGGGUAGCCCUGAUGACAUGACCAUGAAAACCAGCCCCGAAACCCCCUCCAAGCGUCCGCAGACACCCUCUAAAGGGUUCGGGGGGGCAGAGGAGCCCCCUUCCGUCCCCACCCCAGGACGUACCCCGGGGAAGGCCAAGCAACAGCUGAACGUCAGGGCCGAGCUGGAGAAGAGACAAGGGGGCAAGUCUCUACUCAACCUGGUGGUUAUAGGUCAUGUGGAUGCUGGGAAGAGCACUCUGAUGGGUCACCUGCUGUACCUGUUGGGAAACGUCAAUAAACGCACCAUGCACAAGUACGAACAGGAGUCCAAAAAGGCUGGCAAGGCCUCGUUCGCCUACGCAUGGGUCCUGGAUGAGACCGGGGAGGAGAGGAACAGGGGUGUAACCAUGGACGUGGGGAUGACUAAGUUUGAGACGGCCUCUAAGGUGGUGACUCUGAUGGACGCUCCUGGACACAAAGACUUCAUCCCUAACAUGAUCACUGGAGCAGCCCAGGCGGAUGUGGCGGUGUUAGUGGUAGAUGCCAGCAGAGGUGAGUUUGAGGCAGGGUUCGAGGCAGGUGGUCAGACGCGAGAACACGGCCUUCUGGUCCGUUCGUUGGGCGUCACGCAACUCGCGGUUGCCGUCAACAAGAUGGACCAGGUAAACUGGCAACAGGAGCGAUUCAAAGAGAUCAUCUCUAAACUUGGACAUUUCCUGAAACAGGCUGGAUUUAAGGACUCUGAUGUGUUCUACGUGCCGACCAGUGGUCUAUCAGGAGAGAACCUGACCACUAAGAGUUCUGCUCUGGCGCUAACAUCCUGGUACUCUGGACCAUGUCUGCUGGAACAGAUCGAUUAUUUCAAACCACCCCAGAGGUCGAUAGAAAAGCCCUUCCGACUGUGUGUCUCGGACGUCUUCAAAG
Messenger RNA from Oncorhynchus gorbuscha (pink salmon), 1057 nucleotides. Its product is annotated as HBS1-like protein. Gene Ontology annotation, biological process: translation. The annotation marks the transcript as partial. The transcript is spliced from 8 exons. NCBI's taxonomy places the organism in Eukaryota, Metazoa, Chordata, Actinopteri, Salmoniformes, Salmonidae. The record is from RefSeq and is a predicted model, not a curated record. Gene Ontology annotation, molecular function: GTP binding; GTPase activity.